AUGAUCAUUUUCAUUGGAGAGUCUUAACCAAUGUACGCCAUGCUUGUUUAGCCUUUACGUCUCCAUUUUUGACAAAAAUGAGCAACCCGGUGUUCAUCGAUAUUGCUGUUCCAGAUCAGACUCUGGAGUUGCGGUCAUACCUGAAGUCACUUGGGGCAGAAAUUUCAGAAGAAAAUGCAGAGAGUGGGCUACUGACAGACUUGAAGAAUAUCAUAGAAGCCAGCAGCAUCUGCUGGAAAGAGCUAAACAGUGAAAGCGAUAUUGAAAUGGUUUUCAAUGGAAUCAUCACACUUAUUCUAGUGGUGGCAGAGUCAGAAGCUGAGAGUGUUGUUACACUGUUCUGUGAAAAAGUUGGCAAGGCUCCUCAUGGCGAUAAACGGGGUGUCAGCCGAUUAAAAAUGUUGAAUAAUCUGUUUUAUGGGUUAGAUGAAUCAUCACGGUUAAGAGCAGUGGUGCUGACGAGCAUGGUGCGCUUGGCUGGCCAAACAGACCUUUUGUCUAUGGUACCAACAGAUGUUGAACGGAUUCGGAAAUGGACAGCCAAAUGGGAAUUAAGCACAGUCAAACUGCAAAACCUGUAUCGCACAUUGUAUGAUGCUCUGGUUGAACUUAAGGCCGGGGAGCAAGCAACAAAGGUGAUGAUAGAAUUGCUAGGGACAUACACAGAAGACAAUGCUUCACAGGCUCGUGAUGAUGCACACAAAUGUAUCGUUACUUGUCUUGCUGAUCCCAAUACGCUCCUCAUGGAUCAUCUGCUGACACUGAAGCCAGUCAAAUUCCUGGAAGGUGAAUUGAUACAUGAUCUGUUAACAAUAUUUGUGUCUGGCAAACUCUCUCAGUACCAGCAGUUCUACAAAAACAACACAGAUUUCAUCCAGUCUCUUGGUCUAAACCAUGAAAACAACAUGAAGAAGAUGAGACUGCUAACGUUCCUGCAAAUGGCUGAGACCCGAAAAGAAAUGGACUUUGCUCACAUUCAGGAGGAGCUGCUGUUGGGACCACAAGCUGUGGAGGAAUUUGUCAUUGAUGCUCUCAAAACAAAAGCAGUGAGUGCCAGAAUUGAUCAGAUGCAGAAGAAAGUGAUGGUUCGAUCCACGACUCAUCGCACAUUUGGGAAGCACCAUUGGCAACUGAUCUCUCAGCACCUUGCUGAUUGGGAGGCAAAUCUCGGCAGCGUAGAGAGCAAUCUACGGUCCCUUGCAACCAUCCAGCAACAGCAACAACAGCAGCUGGUGCAACAACCUGCACAGUAGCUGAAGUGACAUUCCGUUUUAAGAAACUUUCUAGAAGACUGGGAGGUCAGGUAGUGGUGGUUAAAGGUUAGAGAGAAAAUACUUGCUCGUAAAAGUUGAGAUCUGUUUCUGGCAUUAAAGAUAAACAACUGAAAGUGUUUUGUUCCUAAAUAUUGCAUUUGGGAAUGUUUUAAAUGGUUUUACUCACUGUCAGGUAUAUCUUAGGGAUUGUUGCAGUCAGUAAUUUAUUAUGACAUAACACAUGGUAUGGUGCAAGACAAACAGGCAACAUUUGAUCCUACGGAUCAAUAGACAUCUGGUUCACAUAUCUUGCAUUUAGUGCAGGACUCAUCUGGAGCUUUGCUGUGCUGCAGAACACAUGAACUCUCUGUAUUUGAGUUAAAAAAUUAUGCUAUAUGGCUGUGUAUUGUAAGGAAUUUGUGAGGCUAAGAAUUUAGGUGAAUAAAUUCUAAAUCUGUU
Pomacea canaliculata is the source of this 1712-nucleotide messenger RNA. Its product is annotated as eukaryotic translation initiation factor 3 subunit M-like. Gene Ontology annotation, biological process: cytoplasmic translational initiation. NCBI's taxonomy places the organism in Eukaryota, Metazoa, Mollusca, Gastropoda, Architaenioglossa, Ampullariidae. Gene Ontology annotation, cellular component: cytoplasm; eukaryotic translation initiation factor 3 complex. The record is from RefSeq and is a predicted model, not a curated record. Bases 78 to 1253 code for a protein of 391 amino acids. The transcript is spliced from 9 exons. Gene Ontology annotation, molecular function: translation initiation factor activity.